CCUUUCCCUCGCUGAACGGAAGAUGGUGUAGCUUGCCUCUGCGCAAGCCAGUGGAGGCCAAUCCAUCAUGUCUGUUUUCAAGUCCUUCACUUCAAACUCCACCGCUCUCAAGUCGAGGGAAGCCACCAUGGCCAUCUUUAUGAAAUCUUCAGCUCACAGGGUUUUCUCCCGAACAUCCUAUGCAAUCUCCAGGAAAACCAAUUCUAUUGGCUUGUUGUAUUCAAACGGAAUCUCAUCAGUUAAAGUAACUUCUUUCCCAAACAUGUCAAACUACUGUACUCAUUCAGCAGACCCAGUAUGUUCUUCAAAGCGAAGAGCUCGGGGACCUGUUAUGGCAGGAAAGAAAGCUGCUGAAGGGGCUAAGCAAGAAGACGGUAAAUACAAGCACACUGUUGAUCUUCCAAAGACAGCAUUCGGUAUGAGGGCAAAUUCUUCAAUUAGGGAGCCGGAAAUUCAGAAAAUAUGGGAGGAUAAUCAAGUCUUUAAAAGAGCUGUUGACAAAAAUAAUGGGGAGAGUUUCAUUCUUCAUGAUGGCCCUCCAUAUGCCAAUGGUGACCUCCAUAUUGGCCAUGCGUUGAACAAAAUUUUGAAGGAUAUUAUAAAUCGUUACAAGAUUCUCCAGAAUUAUAAAGUUCAUUUUGUGCCUGGAUGGGAUUGUCAUGGCCUGCCUAUUGAAUUAAAAGUUUUGCAGUCACUGGAUAAGGAGGCUAGAAGUAACCUCACACCAUUGAAGUUGAGAGCUAAGGCUGCUAAAUUUGCAAAGGACACUGUUAAAAAUCAGAUGUCAUCUUUUAAGCGCUAUGGAGUUUGGGCAGACUGGAAUAGUCCUUAUCUUACUCUAGAUCCAGAAUAUGAAGCUGCCCAGAUCGAAGUAUUUGGCCAAAUGGCUUUGAAAGGCUAUAUCUACAGAGGCAGAAAACCCGUUCACUGGAGCCCAUCAUCAAGGACAGCACUUGCUGAGGCUGAGUUGGAGUAUCCCGAAGGUCAUGUUUCAAGAAGUAUAUAUGCCAUAUUCAGAUUAGCGAAUGCUCCUCUCACAGGAGGUGCUCUACUGCAAGAAUUUCCAAAUUUGUACUUGGCCAUAUGGACCACAACUCCCUGGACUGUUCCUGCCAAUGGCGCUGUUGCGGUAAAUCCCACACUUGAAUAUGCUGUUGUUGAAGUGGAACCAUUACCUGAAGAAGUCUCACUUGGUGGAGGAGCCAAGAAAAGAAGGCUUGGAAAUGUGUUAAAGGAGGAGGAGAAACCUUUCCUUAUUGUAGCAUCAGAUCUUGUGCCAAAGUUGGAGGCAAAAUGGGGUGUAAAGCUUGCUGUUAGGAGAAGACUCUUGGGUUCAGACCUGGAAAAUGGCAGGUAUAACCAUCCAAUAGAUAAUAAGGAAUGUCCAGUUGUGAUUGGAGGAGAUUAUAUUACAACAGAAACUGGAACAGGACUGGUCCAUACGGCUCCAGGGCAUGGUCAGGAAGACUAUGUGACUGGCCAGAAGUAUGGAUUACCAAUAUUUUCUCCAGUAGAUGAUGAAGGAAAGUUCACUGAAGAAGCUGGGCAAUUUAGUGGACUUGAUGUUCUUGGGGAAGGUAACGCUGCUAUUGUGAAAUACUUGGAUGAACAUCUGUCACUUGUCAUGGAAGAAUCAUAUGAGCACAAGUAUCCCUAUGACUGGAGAACAAAGAAACCAACCAUAUUUAGAGCAACAGAGCAAUGGUUUGCAUCAGUUGAGGGAUUUCGCCAUGAUGCCAUGAGUGCUAUUGGCCAUGUAAAAUGGUUUCCUCCUCAGGCAGAAAACAGAAUCUCAGCAAUGACUUCCGGCCGUAGUGACUGGUGUAUAUCACGACAAAGGACAUGGGGAGUUCCCAUUCCAGUUUUUUAUCAUUUGCAGUCUAGAGAACCCCUUAUGAAUGAAGAAACUAUUGAGCAUAUAAGAUCUAUUGUAGCCCAGAAGGGCAGUGAUGCAUGGUGGUAUAUGACAGUAGAAGAUCUUCUUCCAGCUAAGUACCGUGAUAAAGCUGCAGAAUAUGAAAAGGGAACUGACACAAUGGAUGUGUGGUUUGAUUCAGGUUCCUCCUGGGCUGCGGUCCUGGGAAAAAGAAGUGGCUUAAGUCUUCCAGCAGACAUAUAUCUUGAAGGAACAGAUCAGCAUAGGGGCUGGUUUCAGAGUUCAUUGCUGACAAGUGUAGCUACAAGAGGGAAGGCUCCAUAUUCAAGUGUUGUGACACAUGGAUUUGUAUUGGAUGAGAAGGGUUUAAAGAUGAGCAAGUCUUUGGGUAAUGUUGUGGAUCCACGAACUGUUAUUGAAGGAGGCAAAAAUCAGAAGGAAACACCUGCCUAUGGAGCUGAUGUCCUCCGACUUUGGGUUUCUAGUGUAGAUUAUACUGGUGACGUGAUGAUUGGCCCUCAGAUUCUCCGUCAAAUGUCUGAGAUAUACAGGAAAUUGCGAGGAACUUUGAGAUACCUUUUGGCAAAUCUUCAUGAUUGGAAUGAAGAUUAUGCUGUUCCAUACCAUGAACUUCCCAGGAUUGAUCAGCAUGCGCUAUUCCAGCUUGAAAAUGUUGUAAAUAACAUUCAAGGGAAUUAUGAAAGUUACCAAUUUUUCAAAAUAUUUCAGAUUUUACAGAGGUUUGUCAUUGUUGACUUGUCAAAUUUCUAUUUUGAUGUUGCCAAAGACCGACUUUACGUCGGUGGAUCAACAAGUUAUACUAGGAGAAGUUGCCAAACAGUUCUUGCAGCUCAUCUGCUUUCCAUUGUGAGAGUAAUAGCACCAAUAUUGCCCCAUUUAGCUGAGGAUGUAUGGCAGAACCUUCCUUUUCGGUAUACAACUGAACAUGGCUCUGUUGCUGAGUAUGUAUUUGAAUCAAGAUGGCCCUCCUCGAAUGAGAGAUGGCUUACCCUUCCUGCUGAAGAAAUUGGUUUCUGGGAGAAGAUUCUUGAGCUGAGGACAGAGGUGAAUAGAGUCUUGGAGAUUGCACGAACUGGCAAGCUCAUUGGAGCCAGCUUAGAUGCAAAGGUUCAUAUUUAUACUGCUGAUGCCAGCCUGGCAUCCCAGUUAUCUGAACUAUGUACCACAAAAAAUGAUGCCGAUGCUCUGCAUCGUCUACUCAUAACAUCUCAGGUUGAGAUUCUUCCAUUGUUGGAGGAUCAACUGAUUGCAAAUAUCCCAUAUAGCGGUGAGUGCCUGAUUCAAGGGAAUACUAAAGUGUGGGUUGGAGUAUCUCGUGCUGAGGGUUCUAAGUGUGAAAGAUGCUGGAAUUAUUCACCUCUUGUUGGCUCCUUUUCCGACCACCAAACCCUCUGUGGCCGCUGCCAUAACGUCAUCGCCGAUCAGCUGCCCCGAGAAGUAUUUGCAGUUAGCUGACAUCUCCAAAGAAACAAAAAUUAUUUAAUUUCUUUAAUCAUUAGUGACGCUGAUAUUCCCCUUUUUCUUAACACAUCAGCUAUUUAUCCCGUCAAUACAAAGCACCUCUAUUGGAACAAUAUUUUGAACUAGAGGUUUUGUUUUAAAAGUGUCAAGAUAUUUAUUAUCACAGUAUUAUCAUCGGGAAAAAAAAAAGAGUAGAUUAUUUUAA
Messenger RNA from Neltuma alba, 3563 nucleotides. RefSeq names its product isoleucine--tRNA ligase, chloroplastic/mitochondrial. Lineage: Eukaryota; Viridiplantae; Streptophyta; Magnoliopsida; Fabales; Fabaceae. Gene Ontology annotation, cellular component: mitochondrion. The record is from RefSeq and is a predicted model, not a curated record. The transcript has 22 exons. Gene Ontology annotation, molecular function: aminoacyl-tRNA deacylase activity; ATP binding; isoleucine-tRNA ligase activity. Gene Ontology annotation, biological process: mitochondrial translation; isoleucyl-tRNA aminoacylation. Bases 68 to 3352 code for a protein of 1094 amino acids.